GCCCCAUCAGUGAUGUGACAGAACUUCUCCUCUGAAACACGGUCGGCUGCCAAUGAACGACUGAAGCUCACAGGCCUUCUCCCCGGGACGUCCACUGGUGUUAUGGCCCUGGCGGCAGUGGGUGCGAGAUCAGGUCCCUGGUUUCUUCAUUUAAAUUUCCCAUGCAUGGGCAGAGGAGCUUAGCUUCCUUUCAUGUUCUCCUGACUAUCCAUGGAGCAUCCGGAUGCCCUGGAGAGCUAUGAAAAUAUCACUGACCCCCCAGUGACCAGAACCUGCAUGGCCCCUAUUCCUCAUGAUGACCUAUUCUGAGAGCAGCCCUGGUGGGAACCAGACCAUCUCCGGUGGGUUCAUCCUGGUGGGCUUUUCCUACCUUAACGAGCUGCAAAUCCUUCUAUUUCUGCUGCUUCUGGUAAUUUACCUAGUUGCCUUGAUGGGGAACCUGAUCAUUAUCCUCCUGAUAAAGCUCAACCCCUCCCUCCACACCCCCAUGUAUUUCUUCCUGGUGAACUUGUCCUUCCUAGAAAUCUGCUACACCACCAAUGUGCUCCCACAGCUACUGGUUCACCUCCUGGUGGAGGAAAAGACCAUCUCCAUUGUGGGCUGUAUGGUCCAGAUGUUGGUCUUCACCACCUUGGGCCUCACAGAAUGCUGCCUCCUCGCAGCCAUGGCCUACGACCGCUACGUGGCCAUCUGCCACCCCUUGCACUACACCACCAUCAUGAGCGGUUGGGCGUGUGCGCUGCUAGCGGCUGUGUCUUGGACCAUCGGUCUCUUGGCAGAAGGAGCUGAAACACUGUGGCUUUUCAGCCUGCCUUUCUGCGGAUCCAACCACAUCCACCACUUCUUUUGCGACAUCCGGCCAGUAGAGAAAAUGGCCUGCGCUGACACAUCGAAAAACGAGAUCCUGGGCUUGACUAUGUCGGCACUGUUCAUCAUGGGCCCUUUUCUAUUGAUAAUCCUGUCCUACGUCUGCAUUAUCUCCACCAUCCUCAGGCUGCCGUCAGCGGAGGGGAGGCGUAAAGCCUUCUCCACCUGCUCCUCCCACCUCAUGGUGGUGACUUUGUUCUACGGGACGGGCCUUUUCACCUACCUGAAACCCAAAUCUAGCUCCACCCCAGAGAGUGAUCAGAUGAUUUCCCUCAUUUACACAGUUGUAACCCCCGUGUUGAACCCCAUAAUAUAUACACUGAGGAACAAAGAGGUGAAGGGAGCAUUUAAGAAAACAGUGAGGAAGGCCAUCUUCUCACACAACCAGUGA
This is a messenger RNA of Pelodiscus sinensis (Chinese soft-shelled turtle), 1258 nucleotides long. The record is from RefSeq and is a predicted model, not a curated record. Lineage: Eukaryota; Metazoa; Chordata; Testudines; Trionychidae.